This is a messenger RNA of Trichogramma pretiosum, 1675 nucleotides long. RefSeq names its product serine hydroxymethyltransferase, cytosolic (gene Shmt). Gene Ontology annotation, molecular function: serine binding; pyridoxal phosphate binding; glycine hydroxymethyltransferase activity. Gene Ontology annotation, biological process: protein homotetramerization; folic acid metabolic process; purine nucleobase biosynthetic process. Gene Ontology annotation, cellular component: cytosol; cytoplasm; nucleus. The record is from RefSeq and is a predicted model, not a curated record. The coding region runs from base 170 to 1564 and encodes 464 amino acids. The transcript has 5 exons. NCBI's taxonomy places the organism in Eukaryota, Metazoa, Arthropoda, Insecta, Hymenoptera, Trichogrammatidae.
UUAAUUAGUUCUUACAGUAUUGGUUCUGCGAGAUUUCUUCUCACUUUGCCGCGUGGCUAGGUUUUUGAGAGCCAAAAGCAACGGAUUUUUAGUUUAGUUCAAAAGAAGUGUUUGAGGAACGUUAUACAUCUUAACUAUAACUAGUUGAAUACAUUUUUAUCAAAAGAAGAUGGAUAAAACUUUGCAGGAAAACUUAUGGGAGCUGGACCCAGAAUUGUUUCAAAUUAUUGAAAAAGAAAAAGAAAGACAAAAAUGUAGUUUAGAGUUGAUUGCUAGUGAAAAUUUUACCUCUUUGAGUGUUCUCCAAUGUUUGAGUUCCUGUUUGCACAAUAAGUAUAGUGAAGGACUCCCUCAUCAAAGAUACUACGGUGGAAAUGAGUACAUUGAUGAAAUUGAGAUAUUGGCCCAACAAAGAUGUUUGGAGGCCUUUAAUUUGUCUCCCGAAGAAUGGGGAUGUAACGUCCAACCAUACUCUGGUAGCCCAGCUAAUUUUGCUGUUUACACUGGAUUAAUUCAGCCUCAUGGGCGUAUAAUGGGAUUGGAUUUACCUGAUGGUGGUCACUUGACUCAUGGUUUCUCAACCAAACAAAAGAAAAUAUCUGCUACUUCAAUUUUUUUUGAAUCUAUGCCUUACAAGGUCAAACCUGAAACUGGAAUUAUUGAUUACGAAAAACUUCAUGAAGAUGCCAAAUUAUUCCAACCAAAAAUCAUUAUAGCAGGAGUAUCUUGCUAUAGUCGAUGCUUGGAUUAUAAGCGGUUUAGAGAAAUAGCAGAUGACGUCGAUGCAUACCUCUUCAGUGACAUGGCGCAUAUAUCUGGAUUAGUAGCUGCAGGUGUAAUACCAAGUCCAUUUGAAUAUAGUGACGUCGUGACUACUACAACUCAUAAAACUUUAAGAGGACCACGUGCAGGUGUAAUCUUUUACCGAAAAGGAUUAAAGAAGAUAAACAAAAAUGGAGAGAAAAUUUUCUAUGACAUAGAAAAUAAAAUAAAUAUGGCUGUCUUUCCAGGGUUACAAGGUGGACCACAUAAUCAUGCAAUUGCAGCUAUAGCAGUUGCUAUGAAACUUGCCAAAACUGACGGUUUCAAACUUUAUCAAAAACAAGUUAUUAAUAACGCUCAACAAUUGAGUAAUAGCUUACAAAAAUUGGGAUACAAGAUAUGUACCGAUGGAACUGAUGUUCACAUGUUGUUAGUUGACUUGAGAAAUACUGGCUUAACUGGAUCUAAGGCCGAAAAGAUAUUAGAAGAAAUUUCUAUAGCCUGCAAUAAAAAUACAGUUCCUGGAGACAAAAGUGCAUUUAACCCAAGUGGCAUUAGGCUUGGAACUCCUGCUCUUACCACUCGUGGAUUUUCAGAAAAGGAUAUUGAACAAGUCGCCACUUUUAUUCAUCAAGGACUUUCUAUUGCCAAAGAAAUAACUGAAAAAUCUGGUCCAAAAUUGAAUGACUUCAAUAGAAUAAUGCAAUCAGAUCAGACAUUCCAACAAAAGAUUAAAGAUCUUAAAGGUGAAGUGGAGAAAUUCGCCAAAACAUUCUCGUUACCUGGACAAGAAUCAUAUUAAACAAUGAUGAUAUUAUUAAAAUCAAAAAUUUUAAAAUAUAAAUAAAUGGUAUUGUUAUAAUUUUUUAAUUUACAAAUAAAUUAUAUGUGGGUCAAUUUCACCUAAACGAUC